AUGUGGAAUGCUACAAAACAAACAAAUAACAAGCAACAUAAAGAAAAUAAGAUUAAUUCACAACCUAUUCGAAUGAGUCUAUGUGUUACCCAUUCUGGAAUAAAGACGGAAACGAAGCAAUUGGGGCUAACCGAAUAUUGGGCACACAGAAUUACUUUUUGUUCAGCUCCGCAGCAGUAUCCGAGAGUUUUUUGUUGGAUUUACAAACACGAAGGCAAACGUAUGAAACCCGAGCUUAGAUGCCAUGCAGUUCUAUGCAAAAGGCCAACAGAGCCUGAACGACUUGAGAAAUUAUUAAACCAAUAUUUACAGGCUGCUUUACAAGUGGAAUUAAUUUUGAGAAUUUUAAAAAUUGAAAUUUUUCCAAUUAAGGAGUAUAAACGGGAAAAAUUGGCAACUGAACGUGCUCGCAAAAAUUCGCUUUUAUUGCUUCUUUCCAAAAAUAAUAUUAGCUGUCCGAGGCGUAAACAGCUUCUUUUAACGGGUUCUCUCAAUUUUAGGCCUCAGAUUAAACGCUCAAAUUCUGAACCUCGUUUGGUGGCUAUAGAUGAGGAGGAAGAACAGUCUGAGGAGAGAAAUACAACCCCUACUAAAAAUGCAGUAUUAAACAAAGAAAAUGUUUCAGUUGAUGUUCUUCCUGAAAGAAAUGUUGAGGAGGUUGUUAACAAUAGUGAUCAUAGCGAAUUGGAGGUAAAAAAUUUAUUAUUAAUUCCGGAAAUUUUUAUUUAA
Meloidogyne enterolobii is the source of this 729-nucleotide messenger RNA. NCBI's taxonomy places the organism in Eukaryota, Metazoa, Nematoda, Chromadorea, Rhabditida, Meloidogynidae. The record is from the annotation of a GenBank genome assembly.